This is a messenger RNA of Hyaloperonospora brassicae, 882 nucleotides long. Lineage: Eukaryota; Oomycota; Peronosporomycetes; Peronosporales; Peronosporaceae. The record is from the annotation of a GenBank genome assembly.
AUGCGCUUCCGCGGGACCCUGACCAAGGACGCGCUAGCCGUACUGCUCGAUGUAGCGCAAUCCCUCACCCGUCUAAGCUCUCCCAGCAGCACAGCAACCAACUGCGUAUUCAACUUAACACCCGAAACACUCUCAAUCGCGCUCAAAAAUGGUGGCGCCGAGGAGCUCCAGAGCUUUUCACGAUUACCGAUGGCGCGGCUCUUUCACGAUGUCGUCGUGCAGUCUCGAGCCGAGAAUCGCAUUGGAUUUCUAUGUGACGUGCGCCAUCUUCAGCAAGCGCUGAACUCUGGUAAAGGUGCCAGCGCCGUGAUGCUGCGGCUCUUGAAACGAGACGGUAGCAACUAUUUGUGCCUAAGGAUGAGGGCCGUGGACAUUGAUAUCGUGCAGAGCAUCCCCAUCAAGGUGGUGGCCAUGAGUACGCUGGAGCAGUAUAGAGAGCCAAGUGUACCGGCACCGCAGAUUGCAAUUGAGAUGCCGCCGCUGAGAGCGUUGCGCACCAUUGUAGAUCGCAUAAAGGUCAUGCACAAGACGUUGACGGUCGAAGCCAGUGCCGCUGGAACGCUCAUCUUGCGUAUCGAUACUCAUCCACUUACACUGCAGACACUGUUUGCACACUUGAGGUAUCGCGAUGAUCUGGUGGGUGCAAAUGAGGAAGAGGAUCGAAAAGAAGAAGAAGAAGACGAGAGGCAAAGACAACAGCGCUCGUCGAGUGUCACAGUCGACAGUAAAGUGCUCAGCAAAGCAAUUUUGCUGGACGGCCAAUCGACGCUCUCGGUGCUAUGCUGUGUCACGGAGAAUAAAGCGAUGGUGUUGCACGCCAUACUUGCGGAUGCGUUUGGGUCAUUUACGUGCUAUAUUCCAGUGCUGACACCCGAUUAUUGA